Paramecium sonneborni is the source of this 543-nucleotide messenger RNA. NCBI's taxonomy places the organism in Eukaryota, Ciliophora, Oligohymenophorea, Peniculida, Parameciidae. The record is from the annotation of a GenBank genome assembly.
AUGAAGAGAGGUUAGUAAUAAAGUUUGAACAAAUCGCAGAACAAUAUCUAACUGAAUAAUUCAAAUAAUGAUUAAUUGUAGGAGAACUUAGAAAGAUUGAGUAAUUUGAUGAUAAAGUAACCGUCUCAAACUAAAAUAGUACAUGUAUAAAUGCAUAGCUACUUGAGAUCACCUUCUGCUCAUCUUUCUAUGCAAGCUAGAGAGAGUCCUGCUUAAAAACUUAAAUCAAUAGGUUAAAUAGAUUUUGAAAAGAGUAAUGAUAGGAUUGUAUUGUAGUAUAAAGAAAAUUUGAGAAAAUCUUUACUAAAUGUUACAAAUCAUUAUUUAGAAAAUUCAAAUUUUAAUUAAAGCCAAAAACCAAGGAAUUAUAAUGGUUGGAUAGGAUUAAGUGUGAUUGAAAAGAAGAAAAUCUUUAUGGAAGAAAAAGAGAAAAAGCUGAAAAGAUUGAAAGAAUAGAAAGAUGAAAAUGAAAUCAGUUAAUGCACUUUUCGCCUGCCAUUUUUAAUUAAAUCAGAAUAGAGAGAAAAAAUACAUGUUAAGUGA